Messenger RNA from Toxorhynchites rutilus septentrionalis, 620 nucleotides. It is a transcript of the gene SmD2, whose product is annotated as probable small nuclear ribonucleoprotein Sm D2. Lineage: Eukaryota; Metazoa; Arthropoda; Insecta; Diptera; Culicidae. Gene Ontology annotation, molecular function: RNA binding. Gene Ontology annotation, biological process: RNA splicing; spliceosomal snRNP assembly. The coding region runs from base 157 to 516 and encodes 119 amino acids. Gene Ontology annotation, cellular component: precatalytic spliceosome; U2 snRNP; U1 snRNP. The record is from RefSeq and is a predicted model, not a curated record. The transcript is spliced from 2 exons.
UUGACAUCUGAGAGCGGCAUUAUAAAAAUACAUUUUACGACUAUCAGCGUCUUCUGCAAAAUUUCAAAGUUUAUUCUGUUAUAAUAAAGGUGCUAGCUAUUCUUUUGAAAAAAAAAAAACUUGGUGUUUUUCACUAAGUUUAAGUUCACAUUGAAUAUGGCCCUCGCGAAGCCAAAAUCGGAGCUGACUCCUGAAGAGCUCGCCCGCCAGGAGGAGGAAGAAUUCAACACCGGACCGCUUUCGGUGCUGACGCAGUCGGUGAAAAAUAACACUCAGGUUCUCAUAAACUGCCGCAACAACAAGAAGUUGCUUGGUCGAGUCAAAGCUUUCGAUCGUCAUUGUAAUAUGGUGUUGGAAAACGUUAAGGAGAUGUGGACCGAAGUUCCUCGAACGGGCAAAGGCAAGAAGAAAGUCAAACCGGUUAACAAGGAUCGUUUCAUCUCGAAAAUGUUCCUGAGAGGAGAUUCGGUUAUUUUGGUGCUGCGAAAUCCGCAGGCAACCGCAGCGGGAAAAUAAUACCGCCGACAAUCGGUGUGAUAGAAUUAAGUUUAUUUUGUAAUUGCUUAAACCGUAAACACAUUUUUAAUAGAAUAAAAUGAAUUGAACCGCUACUAUGAAAA